Rosa rugosa (rugosa rose) is the source of this 3493-nucleotide messenger RNA. RefSeq names its product transportin MOS14. The record is from RefSeq and is a predicted model, not a curated record. Lineage: Eukaryota; Viridiplantae; Streptophyta; Magnoliopsida; Rosales; Rosaceae. The coding region runs from base 162 to 3044 and encodes 960 amino acids. Gene Ontology annotation, molecular function: small GTPase binding. Gene Ontology annotation, cellular component: cytoplasm; nuclear membrane. Gene Ontology annotation, biological process: protein import into nucleus. The transcript is spliced from 27 exons.
CAGACGGACCCAAUUUUUCUCAAAAAUCCCAACCCUUUUAUCUCACCGGAGGCGCCAAAAAUCCAUCAGACAAAAAAAAAAGAAAAAAAAAGAAGCCGAUACGAAUCGAAACCAGAGAGAGAGAGAGAGAGAGGUGGAGCUAGAGCUUCAGAGGAAGCUUUAUGCUGGACUACCAGAUUAGCAAAACCAUGGAGCUCCAGAACACCGUGAAAGAAGCCCUAAACGCACUCUACCACCACCCCGACGACGGCGUUCGGAUGCAAGCCGAUCGCUUUCUACAGGACUUUCAGCGAACCCUAGACGCCUGGCAGGUUGCCGAUAACUUGCUUCAUGACUCGACUAGCAAUCUAGAAACUUUGAUAUUUUGCUCCCAGACCCUUAGAAGCAAGGUACAACGAGAUUUUGAAGAACUACCUUCUGAAGCUUUUCGCCCAUUGCGCGAUUCCUUAAAUAACUUAUUGAGAGAGUUCCAUAAGGGUCCCCCUAAAGUCAGAACUCAGAUUAGCAUUGCUGUUGCUGCUUUAGCUGUACACGUUCCUGCUGAAGAUUGGGGAGAUGGUGGUAUAGUGAACUGGCUUCGGGAUGAGAUGAAUUCGCAUCCAGAAUAUAUACCUGGAUUUUUAGAGUUACUAACAGUUUUGCCUGAGGAAGUAUUCAACUACAAGAUAGCAGCUCGCCCAGAAAGACGUCGCCAAUUUGAGAAAGAGCUUACUUCUCAAAUGGAGAUUGCUCUUAACAUCUUGACAGCUUGUUUGAAUAUCAAUGAGCUCAAGGAGCAGGUUCUUGAGGCAUUUGCUUCUUGGCUUCGGCUGAAGCAUGGGAUCCCUGGAUCUUUGCUUGCAUCUCACCCAUUGGUGCUCACAGCUCUCUCCAGCUUGAAUUCUGAACUCCUUUCAGAAGCAGCUGUAAAUGUUAUUUCUGAGUUGAUACACUAUACGACAUCUAGAGAAUCUGGUGGUGUGCAAGUUCAAAUGCCUUUAAUUCAAGUCAUUGUUCCCCAAGUGAUGAAUCUCAAGGCACAACUUAGAGACUCUUCCAAGGAUGAAGAAGAUGUGAAGGCUAUUGCUCGAUUAUUUGCUGACAUGGGGGAUUCAUAUGUUGACCUGAUUGCAACUGGUUCUGAUGAAUCAAAGUUGAUUGUACAAGCAUUAUUGGAAGUUGCUGCACACCCGGAAUAUUAUAUAGCUUCCAUGACAUUCAAUUUUUGGCAUAGUCUUCAGGUGACCUUGACAAGAAGGGAUUCUUAUAUCUCGUUGGUUAAUGAAUCCACCAUUGAAUCUGAGAAAAAUAGAAGACUGCAUAUAUUCCGCCCUGCUUACGAGUCACUCGUGUCCUUAGUUAGCUUCCGAAUUCAAUAUCCUCGAGAUUAUCAAGACCUGUCAUAUGAGGACCUUAAGGAGUUCAAGCAGACUAGAUAUGCUGUUGCGGAUGUCUUAAUUGACGCAGCAUCAGUUUUAGGAGGCGAUGCCGCACUGAGAAUUCUUUACAUGAAACUUGAUGAGGCCGCAGCCUGCUGUCAGAAUGAAGAAAGUGAAUGGCGCCCAGCAGAAGCUGCUUUAUUUGGCAUCCGGGCUAUAUCAAAUUAUGUAUCAGUAGUUGAAGCUGAAGUAAUGCCUAAGGUCAUGGGCAGACUUCUAAAACUACCUCAGCAUCCCCAACUACUUCAGACAGUCUGCUUAACAAUAGGAGCUUAUUCAAAAUGGCUUGAUGCGGCAUCUGGUGGACUCUCCAUACUGCCUUCAGUUAUAGAUGUCCUCAUGAGUGGCCUUGCUAAAUCUGAAGAUUCUGCAGCAGCUGCAGCUUUGGCAUUUCGGCAGAUCUGUGAUGAUUGCCGGUUAAAGCUCUGUGGAUGUUUGGAAGGCCUUUUCCAUAUAUAUCACAGGGCAGUGAAUGGUGAAGGUACUUUGAAAGUUUGUGCUGAGGAUUCAUUGCAUCUAGUCGAAGCCUUAAGCAAGGUUAUUAGUGAACUUCCCCCAGACCAAGCUAAGAGGGCGCUGGAGGCCUUGUGUUUGCCAGUCGUUAGUCCUUUACAGGAAGUUCUUAGCCAAGCGCCAGAGAUGCUAAAUAACAGGCCUGCUCGUGAUUUCACAGUUCAUAUUGAUCGGUUUGGGUACAUCUUUAGAUAUGUAACCCAUGCAGAAGCUGUGGCAGAUGCAAUCCAGAGGCUUUGGCCCAUUUUCAAAGCCAUCUUUGAUCUUCGUGCUUGGGACAUGCGGACAAUGGAGUCUAUUUGCCGAGCUUGCAAAUACGCUGUGAGAACUUCUGGAAGGUGCAUGGGAACGACAAUUGGAGAAAUGCUAGAGAAGAUUCAAGAAUUAUAUAAACAGCAUCACCAACCAUGCUUCCUUUAUCUCUCUAGUGAAGUUAUAAAGAUAUUUGGCUCAGACCCGUCAUGUGCUGAUUAUUUGAAAAAUUUGAUUGAAUCACUCUUUCAGCACACAACACGUAUUCUCACGAGCAUUCAAGAAUUUACUUCCAGACCAGAUAUAGCAGAUGAUUGCUUUCUGCUCGCAUCGAGAUGCAUCCGUUAUUGUGCGCACUUGUUUAUUCCUUCUGCAGCAUUUCCAGCAUUAGUAGAUUGCUCAUUGUUUGGCAUUACAGUUCAACACAGGGAGGCGUCAAAUUCGAUAUUGACCUUCUUAUCAGAUAUCUUUGAUCAUGCAAACUCUACCGAGGGGGCAAAAUACUUACCCAUCAGGGAUGCUGUAAUUAUUCCUCGAGGAUCCAGCAUGACAAGAGUUUUGAUUGCUGCAUUAACAGGAGCAAUUCCAAGCUCUCGCCUAGAAAAUGUAACUUACACACUGCUAUCACUAUCUCGAACAUACGGAGCACAGUCGGUGGAGUGGGCCAGGGAGAGUGUUUCAUUAAUUCCUUUGACGGCUGUGAGAGAGGUUGAGCGUGCAAGAUUCUUGCAAGCAUUGUCAGAUGCUGCAGCUGGGGUUAAUGUCAAUGCCCUUUCAGUUCCACUCGAGGAGCUAUCAGAUGUUUGCCGGCGUAACCGUACAGUCAUGGAGAUCGUUCAAGGAGCUUUGAGGCCUGCAUGAAUUGAACAUAGCAGCUGUAUCAUAAUUGAGAGAGGAAUGUGUCAUCAUAGAGGGGCCAUUUUGCUUAGGCCUCCCCGUCGGUAAAAUGAGUUUUAUCUGUGCGUGAAUUUGUUUUCAUAUUUUUGUGCAUUUACUUUGAUUCUCCACUUUUUAAGGAGAAUCAAUGCCCUUUACAAAAGGGUGGGAGGGACAGAAGAAUCGUGGUAUCUGUAUUUGAGUGGUUUCCUUGGCGUUGUCAUUUUUGGGGUUAAGAUGACAUGGUAUAGAGCUGUAGAUUAAUACAAGGAAAGAAAAGGUAGCAUUCUUUAGGAGAGAGUAUUCCAUCCUUUCAUGUUAUUGAAAUAUUGGAAGCUGUGGAUAGUGGGUUUAGUUAGUGGUUGUACAAAUUGAUUACUGAAAGCGUUGUCAAUUUGAUUCUUAUAUUGUAAUAGAAAUAUUUCGGUUGGUUU